CGCAGGGAGGAGAGCGCAGCGCCACACACUCCGCGGCGACCCCGGUGCGCACCUUGCCCGCUGUGCCCGCGGCGACCGCCGCAGCGCCGCCUCCCGCCGGUUGAAUGUCUAGGCCUCGAUGAAGAGCCCUAACAUGGAGGCGUUCAAGCAGCAGAAGGUGGAGGACUUUUACGACAUUGGCGAGGAGCUGGGGAGUGGCCAGUUUGCCAUAGUGAAGAAGUGUCGGGAGAAGAGCACGGGACUGGAGUAUGCGGCCAAGUUCAUCAAGAAGCGACAGAACCGGGCCAGUAGGCGGGGUGUUUGCCGGGAGGAGAUUGAGCGGGAGGUGAGCAUCCUGCGGCAAGUGCUACAUCCCAACGUCAUCACGCUGCACGAUGUCUAUGAGAGCCGCAGCGACGUGGUGCUCAUCCUGGAGUUAGUGUCUGGAGGAGAGCUCUUUGACUUCCUGGCCCAGAAGGAGUCGCUGAGUGAGGAGGAGGCUACCAGCUUCAUCAAGCAGAUCCUGGACGGGGUGAACUACCUUCACGCCAAGAAAAUCGCUCACUUUGAUCUUAAGCCAGAAAACAUUAUGUUGUUAGACAAGGAUAUUCCCAUUCCACACAUCAAGCUGAUUGACUUUGGUCUGGCUCAUGAAAUAGAAGACGGAGUUGAAUUUAAGAGCAUUUUUGGGACACCGGAAUUUGUUGCUCCGGAAAUCGUGAAUUAUGAGCCACUGGGACUGGAGGCUGACAUGUGGAGCAUAGGUGUCAUCACCUACAUCCUCCUAAGUGGAGCAUCCCCUUUCCUGGGAGACACGAAGCAGGAAACACUGGCAAAUAUCACAGCUGUGAGUUACGACUUUGAUGAGGAAUUCUUCAGUCAAACCAGUGAACUGGCCAAGGACUUCAUUCGGAAGCUUCUAGUUAAAGAGACCGGGAAACGGCUCACAAUCCAAGAGGCUCUCAGACACCCGUGGAUCACACCGGUGGACAACCAGCAAGCCAUGGUGCGCAGGGAGUCUGUGGUCAACCUGGAGAACUUCAAGAAGCAAUACGUCCGAAGGCGGUGGAAACUCUCCUUCAGCAUCGUCUCCCUGUGUAACCACCUCACUCGCUCCCUGAUGAAGAAGGUGCACCUGAGGCCAAGUGAGGACCUGAGGAAUUGCGAGAGUGACACAGAGGAGGACAUUGCCAAGAGGAAAGCUCUCCACACCCGGAGAAGGAGCAGUACAUCCUAACUGAGCAGGCAGGCCCAGGCCCAGCGGUGCUUCCUUCAUGCAGACUGUUGGUUCCUGCUCAUCACCACUACCCAGGCAUUCAGCAUCCCUGAUCAUGUUGCAAGAGAGAUGGGCCUGCAGGGGAACCAGGAGACCCUGAGAGCAGUGAUUGUCUCCUAUGGAGGAGGCUCUGGCAUUCCCAAAGCUUUUAAUUCUCCAUAAAUGGGCUUUCAUCUGUCUGAUGACCUCAGAAGCUGGGGUGGGGAUGUGGAGAAAAUGACAUCGUGAACAUUGUGAUGGGUGAAAUCAGAACCAGGCAGCUUUCCUCACAGGAUGAGGGGGUUCCUAACCAGCCUGUUCCAAAAUUAUAUCAGGAAGACAGCCCUCCCCCAUGGGAGCAGAGCAAGUGAGUGAAAUGCAUCUUGGGGUAUGAGGCACCAGUCCUGUGACCUCCCAGAACCCACAUGGAGUUAGCUUGUCAGGCAGACCAACAUAUCACACUUUCUAAAGUAGCCCAUUAUGUUGUAUUUUUAAUUUUUUGUUUUAAAUUAAACUCUGUCUUACUUGAUGCUUGGCUUCUCUUAGAGCUAUUCACAUCUGACUUUAUUUAGCUCAGUUGCCUAUGAUUCUGGAGCAGCACCCAGGGUUGGGGUGCUGAGUGGACAGCGCCUCCGAAGUUUAUACUCAACUGCCCCUUCGAGACUGCAGGGCGUCUUCCUUCUACAUCCUUCCCUACCAGUGUGCAGCCCCAGAAAAUCAACCCAGAUACAGCAGUCAAGGCCUGUGCUCCCUCUACCACUACUACCGCCACCUCUGCAGGGGUGGGCUGAGGUGGAGGUCCCAAUGCCCAUUACUAUAGAAUGCGACUCUAUUUGGAGAUAGCGUCUUGAAAGAAAGGAGUAAGGUCAAAUCAGGUCACAUGACUGGUAUCCUUAUCAGAAGAGGUGAGGACACAGAGGAAAGACCACGUGAAGACAGAGUAACAGGGCGGCAGCUCCAGCUAUGGGACUGAGGCCACAGGAGAAACCGGCCCUGGCGACACAGCAAUCUCAGAUUUCUGGCCUCUAAAACUGUGAGAAAAUAAAUUUCUCUUG
Condylura cristata (star-nosed mole) is the source of this 2289-nucleotide messenger RNA. RefSeq names its product death-associated protein kinase 2 (gene DAPK2). The coding region runs from base 119 to 1216 and encodes 365 amino acids. Gene Ontology annotation, biological process: positive regulation of apoptotic process; intracellular signal transduction; protein phosphorylation. The transcript is spliced from 12 exons. Gene Ontology annotation, cellular component: cytoplasm; nucleus. The record is from RefSeq and is a predicted model, not a curated record. Gene Ontology annotation, molecular function: ATP binding; protein serine/threonine kinase activity. NCBI's taxonomy places the organism in Eukaryota, Metazoa, Chordata, Mammalia, Eulipotyphla, Talpidae.